GCUGCAACUGCUGUCGUCUGUGCCACCUGCCGUGGCCGGGUCUCUGCCCCGGAUUUGGGCACUUCUUCCCCGUUCUCCUUGCGCCCAUGUUCCCUCCCGGAGCCAGGGCGGCGGUCCCGGCGGCUCCGGCGUGGUGAGAGCUGUCCGGGGACGAUGAAGGCCCUGCACUGCAGCUGCUGCCUCAGCCGCCUUGUCGCCUCCGCGCUCCUGCUGCUGCUACUCCUGCCAGGGUUAAGAGGGCCCUUGUCGGUACUGCUGCAGGCGGCCGAGGCCGCUCCGGACUCCCGACCUCUCGACGGAGGACCGCGGACCCUGCCCCCACUUCCGCCUGGGCCCACCGCCGCCCAGUCCCCGGGCCCGCGGGGCGCUGAGGGUGGCAAUGGCAGCAACCCCGGGGCGGCGCUUGCGGCGGAUGACCCAGCAGGGAAGGCGGGGGAAGAAGGCUCAGUGGGUGGUGGCCUCGCUGUGAGCCCGGACUCUGGCGACAAGCCCAUGACCCAGCGGGCCCUGACCGUGUUGAUGGUGGUGAGCAGCGCGGUGCUGGUGUACUUCGUCGUCAGGACUGUCAGGAUGAGAAGAAGAAACCGAAAGACUAGGAGAUACGGAGUUUUGGAUACUAACAUAGAAAACAUGGAACUGACACCUUUGGAACAGGAUGAUGAGGAUGAUGAUAACACGUUGUUUGAUGCCAAUCAUCCUCGAAGAUAAGAAUGUGCCUUUUGAUGAGAGGAUUUCAUCUUUCUACAAUGAAGAGCAGAAUUUUUAUGUUUAAGGAAUAAGAAGCCACUUUAUCAAUGGGGGGGGGUAUUUAAGUUACAUAUAUUAUGACAACUUUUAAUUUGUUAUUGCAAUAAAUACUGCAUAAUUUUGCUAUGUCUUUGUACAUAUAGAAGUGCUCUUAAUGGGCUUAGAGUUAUUUGGAGUAAACUGUGCUAUAAUAGAAAUCUGUUUGAGAGUUACUGUAAAGCAGGGUGUUUUCUGACCAGUUUUAGUUUCCUCCUUACCAUAUUAUUGUAAACUGUUUCACAUUCUAAUUUGAUUCUGGUUUGUUAGUUUUCUUUGUUAGUUAAUUUUUCCUGGAACUAUAAAUUUCAACAAGUAACUGAUGUGUAAAAAUAAUUUAAAAAGUUCUUUAUCAAGAUAUAUUUCCCAUUUUUGUGGGGAAAAGAAGCCAAAUUUAUUACUUUGCAUUUGGGUCUUUUAAAUAUUAAUAAA
Molossus molossus (Pallas's mastiff bat) is the source of this 1215-nucleotide messenger RNA. RefSeq names its product family with sequence similarity 174 member A (gene FAM174A). NCBI's taxonomy places the organism in Eukaryota, Metazoa, Chordata, Mammalia, Chiroptera, Molossidae. The coding region runs from base 154 to 708 and encodes 184 amino acids. The transcript has 3 exons. The record is from RefSeq and is a predicted model, not a curated record.